AUGGCUUUCCUAGAAGAUGGGAACCACACUGCAGUGACAGAGUUCAUUUUAUUAGGCUUAACAGAUGACCCAGUCCUUAAAGUCAUUCUCUUCACCAUCAUCCUGUGCAUAUAUGUAGUAACCAUGUCUGGGAACCUCAGCACCAUCCUUCUCAUCAGAGUCUCCCCCCAGCUCCAUCACCCCAUGUACUUUUUUCUCAGUCACUUGGCUUCUGUAGACAUAGCUUAUUCAUCUUCUGUCACACCUAAUAUGCUUGCCAACUUCCUGGUGAAGCAAAAUACCAUCUCCUACCUCGGAUGUUCUAUUCAGUUUGGUUCAGCUGCUUUCUUUGGGACAGUUGAAUGCUUCCUUCUAGCUGCCAUGGCUUAUGAUCGCUUUGUAGCAAUCUGUAACCCACUGCUUUAUUCCACCAAAAUGUCCACACAAGUCUGUAUCCAGUUGGUUGUAGGAUCUUAUAUAGGUGGGUUUCUUAAUGCUUCUUCCUUCCUCCUUUCCUUCUUUUCCUUUAUCUUCUGUGGACCAAAUAGAGUCAAUCACUUUUUCUGUGAUUUUGCUCCUUUGGUGGAGCUCUCCUGUUCUGAUGUCAGUGUCUUUGUAGUUGUUACCUCAUUUUCUGCUGGCUCAGUUACUAUGCUAACAGUGUUUGUCAUAGCCAUUUCCUACACCUACAUCCUCAUCACCAUCCUGAAGAUGCGCUCCACUGAGGGUCAGCACAAGGCCUUCUCCACCUGCACCUCCCAUCUCACUGCAGUCACUCUUUUCUAUGGGACUGUAAUGUUCAUCUAUGUGAUCCCCAAGUCCAACUACUCCACUGAUCAGAAGAAAGUGGUCUCUCUGUUCUACAUGGUGGUGAUCCCCAUGUUGAACCCCCUUAUCUAUAGCCUUAGAAAUAAUGAGAUUAAGGGUGCUCUGAAGAGACUGCUUGAUAAGAAAAUAUUUUCUUAG
Rattus norvegicus (Norway rat) is the source of this 945-nucleotide messenger RNA. RefSeq names its product olfactory receptor family 5 subfamily P member 69 (gene Or5p69). Gene Ontology annotation, biological process: G protein-coupled receptor signaling pathway; detection of chemical stimulus involved in sensory perception of smell; signal transduction. Lineage: Eukaryota; Metazoa; Chordata; Mammalia; Rodentia; Muridae. Gene Ontology annotation, molecular function: olfactory receptor activity; G protein-coupled receptor activity. Gene Ontology annotation, cellular component: plasma membrane; membrane. The transcript has a single exon. The coding region runs from base 1 to 945 and encodes 314 amino acids. The record is from RefSeq and is marked reviewed.